AUGCCACCUACUCGAGAUGAGCUCGAUGGGGAGGACGAGACGCUAGGGCUGCGAUCCGGUCAGCCGACCGAUCAGCGCGGGCCGCUGUGCUCGUACGUGGCGGCGACGGCGCUGCUGCUGCUGGGGUGCGGGGUUGGGCUCGGCAUCAGCGCGCUGCUCUCGCUGCUCUUCCCCGCCACCUCCCUCCGCUUCAUCUCCACCAACGCGCCCCCUGACGCGCUCGCGGAAGCUCAGUCGCAACUGUCGUUCCUGGUGGUGGGCGACUGGGGUCGCAACGGCGACUACAACCAGUCCAUCGUCGCGGAAUCGAUGGGUGAGGUGGCGGCUGCCAUUGACAGCAGCUUCGUGGUGUCCACGGGGGACAACUUUUACGAUGAUGGGCUGCAGGACGUCAACGACCCCACUUUCGCCUCCUCCUUCUCCGAGAUCUACCAGGCGCCCAGCCUGCAGACGCAGUGGUACGCAGUGCUGGGCAACCACGACUACCACCGCAAUCCCGACGCGGAGACGGACCCGGCGCUGAGGCAGAGGGACCCGCGGUGGCGCUGCGAGAAGACCUACACUGUUGUGCGCGACACCUGCCCCAAGUUCCGCUACUCCGUGUGCAACCCUCUGCUGCAGCUAUUCUUUAUCGACACAUCCCCACUGGUGGCGGGCUACUGGCACGGCAAGCCACACGAGUUUGAGAAGCUCAACUUCACGGGCCUCCCAGACUCCUCCCUCACGCUGCACUACCAGCUCACGAUGCUGCGUGCAGCGCUUGCAUCAUCAACUGCCACGUGGAAGGUGGUGGUUGGCCAUCAUCCCAUCCACAGCACUGGCAGCCAUGGCAACACGCCUGAGCUGAUCAAGUUCCUCUACCCGCUGCUCAAGCGCUACAAUGUGGACUUCUACAUGAAUGGCCAUGACCACAAUCUAGAGCUAUACAAGGAUGCCAACAGUGGUAUGUUCUUUGUCACAAGCGGGGGUGGCUCCAAGGUGGAUCGGAAUCGCACGGUAACCGGUGACAACAAUUCCAUGUUUUAUCAUUCUCGUCAAGGCUUUGUUUCUGCAAGCGUAACGCAGCAAUCCUUCACUAUCAAAUUCCAUGACAUGUUUGGUGCUGGCCUCUAUACAUUGACCACCUCUAAGGACCCUCAGUGA
Messenger RNA from Closterium sp. Yama58-4, 1143 nucleotides. Lineage: Eukaryota; Viridiplantae; Streptophyta; Zygnematophyceae; Desmidiales; Closteriaceae. The record is from the annotation of a GenBank genome assembly.